Molecule: messenger RNA, 3901 nt
Organism: Mya arenaria
Lineage: Eukaryota; Metazoa; Mollusca; Bivalvia; Myida; Myidae
Exons: 22
Coding region: 56-3682 (1208 amino acids)
Biological process (GO): anatomical structure development
Cellular component (GO): cell surface; extracellular region
Molecular function (GO): signaling receptor binding
Source: RefSeq, a predicted model, not a curated record
AUAAAGGCAUUGUUAACCCUAAAAUAGCCAAAUGCUUUUGGUGAACUUGUAACUGAUGGAAAUGUUAUUUGUGCGCGUUUUAACCCUAUUUGUAUUGAGUGUUUUAUUAACCAAAACUGAACAAGCGUUGAACUGUUCGCUUCCAGACGAUCCAUACGCCUCAUAUUAUGUCAACGGAGAAGCAUUUACCGGAGACAGUACUGUCUUACAUGAUGACGAGGUCCGUGUCGAGUGUGAAAACGGAACUAGUACAACAGUGUCCUCCGAUGUCAGUUCAUGCUUGAAUGGUGCCUGGACACCAAGAGAAUCAUUCCCGAUUUGUGAACCAGGAUGUGCUAUCCCAGAUAUUUCAAAUGCGAACAUCACACGCUCAAAUGAUGCGAAUACGGAUAAGCUGAAGGACGGAGAAAACAUUACAGUUACUUGCCAUAAAGGAUACAGCCCCCAAAGCAGUGUGGAAGGCAAUGACGCAAGUUUCACUUUGAUAUGCAAAAACGGUACGAUAGGUAACAGAACAUGUGAACUAUCACAAGACAGAAGGGAUCAACAAGAGAACGUUAUACCUACAGCGAAAUCAAGUUUAUCAGCAGCAGCUGAUACAACAUCAGUAGAAACAACAGCAGCAGAUACAACACGAGCAGAUACAACAACGACAGAUACAGCAGCAGCAGAUACAAAAUCAGCAGAUACAACACGAGCAGAUACAACAAGAGCAGAUACAACAGCAGCAGAUACAACAAGAGCAGAUACAACAGCAGCAGAUACAACGACAGAUACAGCAGCAGCAGAUACAACAAGAGCAGAUACAACACGAGCAGAUACAACAAGAGCAGAUACAACAGCAGCAGAUACAACAAGAGCAGAUACAACACGAGCAGAUACAACAAGAGCAGAUACAACAGCAGCAGAUACAACAAGAGCAGAUACAACACGAGCAGAUACAACAACGACAGAUACAGCAGCAGCAGAUACAAAAUCAGCAGAUACAACACGAGCAGAUACAACAAGAGCAGAUACAACAGCAGCAGAUACAACAAGAGCAGAUACAACACGAGCAGAUACAACAAGAGCAGAUACAACAGCAGCAGAUACAACAAGAGCAGAUACAACACGAGCAGAUACAACAACGACAGAUACAGCAGCAGCAGAUACAAAAUCAGCAGAUACAACACGAGCAGAUACAACAAGAGCAGAUACAACAGCAGCAGAUACAACAAGAGCAGAUACAACAGAAGCAGAUACAACAGCAGUGAUAGGAAGUCAAACAGACAACAACAAAACUCAAUCGCGGUCACCUGUUAAUGAAAGAAGCACUGUUCCAAGUGCACAGACCACAUCACCUAUUGAUAAUGAUCAUGGCGAGCUUAACUGUACCAUACCUGAGUCCACCGAUGUACAAUUUGUGACACUCUCCGGCGAGGAAUUGAAAGAGGGAGUGCAGAUUCAUCAUGGUAGACAAAUUUUAGCUGAGAAGGAAUGUAAGGAUUACUACGAGGGUUACUACCUCGAUUACGAUAAUUAUGGAGAAGAAAUAAGUCCGCCAACAAGACCACUUAGUACGAUAGUUAAUUGUACAGGGGGUGUGAUCUCAGAUUAUACACUUGAUUGUGACAAUGUAGAAACUUCCGAUACUCCCGUUACAAUUCCGGACGAGUGCAAGACUGUACCAAAUGGCGAGGUCACAGAUAACGGCCAAUCAUUUCAGUGCAAUGAGGAUUACGUUCACGCUGACAGCCUAUUAUACGAGAGGUACAGUUGUUCAUGUGACAGGAACAUCCCUGCCUUGGUGUGCAAUGGAAGGCAGGCCAAGUGCAAACCAAUUAACUGUAAAUUAAACAGUUUUAUUGAACAAGGGAUGACUCUUAAGUACAGAUCGAAGUUCAUCACUGCUUCGACCAUAGAUGCGAUCGAUCACGGAGAAUCAGUCAUGUUUAACUGUGAAAUUGGAGCGAACGGUGUAACAUACGAACCAAAAAGGCGGAUGUUUAAAUGUGACCGGGGAAAGUGGUUUGAAGAUAACAGAAGGGGUAGUGUAUGGUCGUUAGGUAACAAUGGAACGUUUCCCAAAUGUCGACCAGCAAAGUGUGAGUGUCAGAACGGAGGUACAUGUAUUCGAGAUGAGACGUGUAAAUGUUCACGGUUCACGAAGGGGCUGCAAUGCGAAACACCUCUUUGUCCCGGGCAAUGUCAAAACGGUGGGACAUGUAUCUCUCCAAACAGGUGCAGCUGUCCGUAUGGAUUUUCUGGCAGUCGUUGCGAAACAGCUCUGUGUGACGGUGGAUGUCAAAACGGUGGGACAUGUACCUCCCCAAACAAGUGUAGCUGUCCGGAUGGAUUCUCUGGCAGUCGUUGCGAAACAGCUGUUUGUGACGGUGGAUGUCAAAACGGUGGGACAUGUACCUCCCCAAACAGGUGCAGCUGUCCGACAGGAUUCUCUGGUAGUCGUUGCGAAACAGCUCUUUGUGACGGUGGAUGUCAAAACGGUGGGACAUGUACCUCCCCAAACAGGUGCAGCUGUCCGAAAGGAUUCUCUGGUAGUCAUUGCGAAACAGCUCUUUGUGACGGUGGAUGUCAAAACGGAGGGACAUGUUCAUCCCCAAACAAGUGUAGCUGUCCGAAUGAAUUCUCUGGUAGUCAUUGCGAAACAGCUCUCUGUGGCGAUGGAUGUCAAAAUGGUGGGACAUGUACCGCUCCAAAUAGGUGUACUUGUCCGGUUGGAUUCUCUGGCAGUCGUUGCGAAACAGCUUUGUGUGACGGUGGAUGUCAAAACGGUGGGACAUGUACCUCCCCAGACAAGUGUACCUGUCCGUUUGGAUUCUCUGGCAAUCAUUGCCAAACAGCUCUGUGUGACGGUGGAUGUCAAAACGGUGGGACAUGUACCUACCCAAACAAGUGUAGCUGUCCGGAUAAAUUCUCAGGCAGUCAUUGCGAAACAGAAAAAUGUCGGGCACCGACUGAUAAUGGAAAUGAUGCGUUUUACCAAAAUGGAGCCACAUACAAUGUUACUCAUGAAAGCUGCUCUAAUGAAAAUAUACCAAGUUUUAAAGGACAGAUUACUUGUGAAAAUGGUAACUGGUCAGAGCAAAUCAACUGUUUGCCAGGAGCAAAUUACCGUAUAACUGUUAAAACUGCUGACGUCAGUUGGUGGAAGUUUGCAGGCACAGAUGGGGAGGUGUACUUGUACAUGUACGGUUCUAACUGGAACAGCGGUAAAAUCAUCUUACAUGGUGCGUUUGAGGCUGGUGAUGAGGAUCUUACGGAGGGCCAGUUUGUUAAUGUCGGAGAGAUAUCCGAUAUUCGACUUGGUGUAAACGCCCGACACAGCAAUUUUGAUGGUUGGAAACCGGAAUCCGUACACAUUGAAGAUGAUUCAAGAGGUGUAUAUUACACAUUUAAACACGAUUUGACUGAGAUUGACGAUACAAGCAUCAUUCUUUAUCCAGUCGGUAAAUUUUCAGGCGGGAAGGCGAACAUCAUUGGCUGGAGAAGACAUUAUUUAGGAUUUCAUGGAAGCAAAUAUGACUGUUUGAACAAAUGUGCCCAAGAUCCGGAGUGUAAACAGGUGGAUUUCAUGAAAAAUCACGAUCGAUGUACUCCUUUUACUGAAGAGUAUCAAACGGUUAAUAAAACCGAAGAUAAACGUUGGAUAGCAUAUGUAUAUACUAAAAUAAGCUUACGUUAAAAAGUUAAAAGAACAUCCUAAUCUGUCAAAGCACUUUGAACAAAAAUGUGACGGAAUCGUUAUUAGACUUGUAUGUGACGAACGUAUAUAUAGUGAAUUUAUCGCAGUAAUUUUGUCGUGAAAAAAAUAUUUGUUAGAGUGAAUCAAAUCUUAAUACAAGUGCGAACAAUGCUAUAGAUCUUGUUCAACUUUACUUUAAUAUAUAAAUAUAAUAUUGAA